Letharia lupina is the source of this 1179-nucleotide messenger RNA. RefSeq lists its product as uncharacterized. The record is from RefSeq and is a predicted model, not a curated record. The transcript is spliced from 3 exons. Gene Ontology annotation, biological process: positive regulation of transcription by RNA polymerase II. Gene Ontology annotation, molecular function: DNA-binding transcription factor activity, RNA polymerase II-specific. NCBI's taxonomy places the organism in Eukaryota, Fungi, Ascomycota, Lecanoromycetes, Lecanorales, Parmeliaceae. The coding region runs from base 1 to 1179 and encodes 392 amino acids.
AUGGCCGAAGUACUGUCGCCCGCUAUGGCUUUCGGAACCAAUGAUUUCUACAACCCACAGGCGACCAUCUCCCUCUCCGAUACUUCAUUACAGAACAAUCUAAUGACCCCCGAACCCAUGUCACCCGAGUCAUCUUAUAAUGUCAAGGAGGAGAGCGUCGAGGGUGACGAGUCGAAAAAGCCGACGAAGAAGCGAAAGUCAUGGGGUCAAGAACUCCCAACACCAAAGACAAACCUUCCUCCUCGCAAGCGAGCAAAGACGGAGGAUGAGAAAGAGCAACGUCGAAUAGAGCGAGUCCUGCGAAAUCGACAAGCUGCGCAAUCAUCGCGAGAGCGCAAGCGACAAGAAGUCGAGAAACUCGAAGGCGAAAAGUCCUUCAUUGAGCAACAGAACGAGUCUCUCAAGGAACGAUUGAUGACCGUCGAGCAUGAGAAGUUUCUCCUCACCCAGCAAGUCGCCAAGCUGGCCGCGCAGAUGGAAGCCAUCAAACGGGGAUGUUCGGCAACACCUCGUGUCGACUCACCACCACUUGAACCAGACCUCCUGACUCGGGAACAAUUCAUCAAGCAAGAAUUAUUAGACGACUACCCAUACAACCUACCGACGCCCCAACAUUCCCACGGCGCGCCAUCCACAUCCUACUCAUCCCCAUCAACCGCCACUUACUCGGAAUCAUCAACGCCAGCGACAAUGGGUCUAGAUCUCGAUGCUUUGACUGCUACCCCGGACAUGACACAACAUCCUGCUGCGAUGUUCACGUCAAACAUCGACUCGGCCUACGAUUCCCCACGCGAUCCAAUCAUAUUCGGCCAAUCUUCUCUGUCUGAUGUUGAUUUCGGCAGUCUAUUCGCAACUGAUGCAUCCGUUGAGGAUGAUCUUCACUUCUUUAAGGACGGGUUCGCCGCUUCCUCCAUCGAUGAUGACAACGCCAAUGGCUUUACCUUUGAUUCGAUGGUUGAUCUCGACGCCUGUCAGUCUACUACCGCCUUCACCAACAAAAUCGAUGACACCAACACCUACAACAACGAAGACCUCGCCCGCCAAAGCGAUUUCUACUCCGGAGGCUACUCACUCGACGGCUCCAAUUCUUCGUCUCAGAUUGCUGCGACGUCUUCUGCUCAGCAGCCCUUCCCUGGCGCGCCCUCUAAGGGCUGCGACGGGUUGGGCACUGCGACCUAA